Candoia aspera is the source of this 2815-nucleotide messenger RNA. RefSeq names its product mahogunin ring finger 1 (gene MGRN1). The record is from RefSeq and is a predicted model, not a curated record. The transcript has 16 exons. NCBI's taxonomy places the organism in Eukaryota, Metazoa, Chordata, Lepidosauria, Squamata, Candoiidae. Gene Ontology annotation, biological process: negative regulation of G protein-coupled receptor signaling pathway; endosome to lysosome transport; protein ubiquitination. The coding region runs from base 86 to 1699 and encodes 537 amino acids. Gene Ontology annotation, cellular component: nucleus; plasma membrane; early endosome. Gene Ontology annotation, molecular function: ubiquitin protein ligase activity.
CCCGUGGUGCUCCGCGCGCCAGCGGCCUGCAGGCCAGCCUGACGGGCGACUCAACGGGGCGACCGCCGCCAGCUCCUGCCCUGCCAUGGGCUCCCUGCUCAGCCGCCGCAUCGCCGGCGUGGAGGACAUCGACAUCCAGGCCAACUCGGCCUACCGCUACCCGCCCAAGUCCGGGAACUACUUCGCCAGUCACUUUUUCAUGGGAGGCGAGAAGUUCGAUAUGCCGCAUCCCGAGGGCUACCUCUUUGGGGAGAACAUGGACCUCAACUUUCUGGGCAACCGCCCUGUCCAGUUUCCUUACGUGACCCCAGCACCCCACGAACCAGUGAAGACCCUUCGCAGCUUGGUGAAUAUCCGUAAGGACUCCCUGCGUCUGGUCAGGUACAAAGAAGAUGCUGACAGCCCCACGGAGGAGAACGGGAAGCAGAAGGCUUUGUACAGUCUCGAGUUCACCUUUGAUGCCGAUGCCCGGGUGGCCAUCACCAUUUACUGCCAAGCAACGGAGGAACUGAUCGGUGGCAUGGCUGUCUACAGCACAAAGAACCCUUCCCUGCAGUCGGAGACGGUGCACUACAAACGAGGGGUGAGCCAGCAGUUCUCACUGCCUUCCUUCAAGAUCGACUUCUCUACCUGGAAGGAUGAAGAGCUGAACUUUGAUCUGGACCGGGGCAUUUUUCCAGUGGUCAUCCAGGCCGUGGUAGAUGAAGGCGAUGUUGUUGUGGAAGUGACUGGCCACGCCCACAUCCUCCUGGCCGCCUUCGAAAAGCACGUCGACGGUAGUUUUUCUGCAAAGCCCCUGAAACAAAAGCAGAUUGUUGACCGGGUGAGUUACCUGCUCCAGGAGAUCUACGGCAUUGAGAACAAGAAUAACCAAGAAACCAAGCCCUGUGAUGAGGAGAACAGCGACAACAGCAAUGAGUGUGUGGUGUGUCUCUCCGACCUGCGGGACACUCUCAUCCUCCCCUGCAGGCACCUCUGCCUGUGCAACUCCUGCGCCGACACCCUGCGCUACCAGGCCAACAACUGCCCCAUCUGCCGUUUGCCCUUCCGUGCGCUGCUGCAGAUCCGGGCAGUGAGGAAAAAGCCAGGAGCCUUGUCCCCACUCUCCUUCAGCCCUGUCUUGGCCCAGACCCUGGACCGCGAGGAGCACUCGUGCGCAGACAACAUCCCUCCAGGGUACGAGCCCAUUUCCCUGCUGGAAGCCCUGAACGGCCUGCGGUCCAUCUCGCCGUCCAUCCCGUCGGCUCCCCUCUACGAUGAGAUCAGCUACUCUGGGGUGUUGGAUGGCCUCCCUCCUCCCAGCAGGCCCCUCGUGGGGCUCGACCGAGGCCUGGAGAGCAGCCACCAGAAGAGCAAGCGCAGCAAGUCCCCGGACAGCACUCUCCGGUCCCCCUCUUCACCGAUCCAUGAAGAGGACGAGGAGAAGUUCUCAGAAGACUCGGAGCUGGAGCCUUCCCUCACCAGGGGAGAGCGUGUCCUGCGGGAAGACGGCUCCCCAGAGAGCCUGGCAGCUGAAGAAGCGGAGGCGGUUGUCCCACUGCCACAAGGUAACCAGCCUCUCCCUGAGGAGGAUAUUGUCCAGGAGAGCAGCAAAAGCCGCGAGGCCAGGAUCCCCCAGAAAAUGGAGAGCGAGCUGCCUGCCAGCGUCUGCCUGCCAGCCCUUGGCCCGGACGCCUGCUCGGUUGGGAUAGAGGAGUAAGCCGGUAGGUCUUCUCUUUCCUUCCUGCGCUUAGCAGAUGCCUUCUCGGAGGUUGGGCUGGGGAAGGGCAGCCAGAACCCAGGGUGGGCCUCAUUCUCUGCUCCCGAAAGCCUCGAGUUCGGUUAGCCCUUUCUGCCUGCUUUCACCCAGAGAGGAUGAAACAAGCCCGGCUUUUCCAGCAGCUUCGCAGCAUCCGAAGAGCUUCAGAGUCUCCGCAGCCUGGCUCCCCCGGCCCCCCCGAAACCCCAGGAGUGUCGUGGCUGCCACGCUCCCAAGCCUGCCUCUCUCCCCUUCUCCAGGUUCUUCGGACUUCACCAGUGCCCUCCCAAGCUGCGGGAGCAGGGGCUCCGGGCAGCCCUUCCUCUUUCUUCAGCCCCGCCUCUGCAUCGAAAGCGGGCCGAGCCCAUCCUAAGCACCCAGCCAAAGGGGCCCCCCCACAGCCAAGGAAUCCAGCCCAGAGUGCCCGGGGGACCUGCCUGCAAGAACCCAGCCUCCCUCCCUUUUUCCUCCCACCCUGAAGGGACAAAGAUUCAGACGCAAAGCAAGAUGGGCACUGUUUUUCCUCCUUCGGGCUGAUCUCAGCCCAGCACCCUCUCUCCUCUCUCUCUCCCCCGGAUGUGUGUCUUUGUGUGGAUGUGCGUGACCCCUUUGGCAGCCAUGAUGGGGAGCAAAGACCUCCUUUCCGUCCUGGUUUGCUGCCCUGGACCUUCCCCUCCCCACGGGAUCCCCUUCAGGCCCCUCCUCUCUGUUCUCUCGCUCAGCCGUUCCACUUGGCUCCUGGGCUGGCUCUUGCACGUGGUUGGCCAGACGGGGCCCUUCGUGAGAGAAGCCAGGGUGCAGCUGCCCCCUACUGCUCCCUGUGUCCAGGCCCACAAGCUGGAGGGCCGCUCUUCCUGUCCCCCACCAGGCGCAGCACCUGCCACUGCAAAGUUUUGGGACCCCUUCCGGCCCUCCAGGCCCACCUCGUGGCCCUGUCGUGGGAGGCCUCUUCCUCCACUGGCAGCCACUCCCCACUGCCCCCCCCCCACCCCAUGCUUGUCUCUUCUAGUGCCUGUCUUCUCUUUCCACACCCAGAGGGUGUGUUCCUAUAUUUAUAGUAAUAAACUGGUCUGUGUC